This is a messenger RNA of Malus domestica (apple), 771 nucleotides long. Its product is annotated as FRIGIDA-like protein 4a. The record is from RefSeq and is a predicted model, not a curated record. Lineage: Eukaryota; Viridiplantae; Streptophyta; Magnoliopsida; Rosales; Rosaceae.
AUGACUGUAGAAAAUGUCAUUGAUGAGUUAGUGAAGAAUGGCAAGGAGAUAGAGGCUGUAUAUUUUGCUUCUGAGUCUGAUUUGACUGAGAGAUUUCCUCCUGUUUCUCUGCUCAAGUCGUAUCUCAAGAACUCCAGAAAGAAUGCUGCGACCAUAUUGAAGAAUGGCAAUAAUAGUGUGGCUGCUACUCUAUGUGAGGAGUCGAGCACAUUUGAGUUGAAUUCCAUCAAAGCAAUCAUCAAAUGUGUAGAAGACCACAAGCUUGAAUCAGAGUUUUCUCUUGAGAACUUAAGAAAGCGGGCCGCUCAUCUGGAGAAAGCCAGGACAGAACGGAAAAAGAGAUCAGCAUCUUCCAGCAAGCCUCAUAAUAAUAAGCGAGCCUACGGUGGCAGCGUCAGUGGCGGGAGUGGUGGCCGAGGGGUUGGACAGUCUUCUUCCCGCCCUGCCAAAGCCUCCAAGUUUUCCAAUGCAUACCCCUCCUUCACCCGCAGGAACCCAAAUCCUCUUCCACAGCAUAGCCCUGCAACAAGAUACUCUGGUCCUUAUAAUUACCCGAGCCACGAUGGUCCAACAGUAGCAUCAUAUGGAUCCACAUACGGAGCUCCCCCUGCUCAAAGCCCCGCUGCUCUGCCGUCGCAACACUACUCCCUCUCUGGGGACAGCAUGGGUGCUGCCGGUUUCCGAAGUAGUGGUGCUUAUGGUGGCCAGACCAACUACGGGUACGCAAGUGCUGCUCCACCAGCGUACCAGCCUCCUUCGUAUCCGCAAUAG